AUGCAGUCAUCCCACUCAGAAACCAGCUCACUGAAGGCUGGACGACGCGUUCUCGGCGAAAAGACCACUAACGCGUCUUUGACUCCUUCUACAAGGAGAAAGCUCGAGCUACAGAAGUCGACAAUAGAUGCAAUUCCAUUUACCAAAUUCAGCGAAUUACGCGAGGACUGUACCACAUCCUCCGAGCCUCACCAUGCCGGACAGAAAAGAACAAUAGACAACGUCAUCGAAGAUGUCGAGAACGAUCAGCCCCGGAAAGUACCUAUGAUGACCUACCAGUCUGAGACUGGUAAGGAUUUCCAAAUAUUUGAUGAGAGUGCACGAUCGGUUUCGCCCCAAAGAGAAAACGUGCCGACUACGGAUAUCACGACAAAACAAGUCUCUAAUGGACUCCAAUCACCACAAAAAGAGGACAUUCCCCUCCAAGCAUUAUCAGAGGAAAGCUCGAAUGGCAAGCUCGCGGAAUCCGCGAGUAGUGUUCCCACAGAGCCUGCUGCACGCAGGAUAUUCAUACAAGAACCCAGGUUAACAUCUUUUAAGAAAGCUGCUUUAGUCAAGAAAAGACUCCAGUCGGCGAUGCAUCGCGUGGGAAAAAAUCCCCUUGACCGCGCUCUUUCUCAAUUCGAAGCGUCUAGUCGCCGUCCCUUUCUCACCACCAUUACCUCCUCGAGUAAUUCAUCCUCUUUCAGAACCGGAACAACAUCUCAAACGUCACCGAAGCAAAAGCGAGUUCUUCUACCCCCGCUCCCAAUUCAGCCCCGCUCGCGUCCUGUACGCUCUUCUGCGCGGGGAUCGAUACCCUCUCCAACAUCAGACCCUGGUGACAACACUUCUCAGGGAGAGAGGGAAGAAGACGAGGAAGAAACUCCUAAAGCACAAGCUGAAACUCGACAAAGACCUUAUGUCGAUGUUGAUGAAAUAAAGGAUGUACAAGGCGGGGAAGAAAACGCACUAGACAAAUUUGUUAAACUGACGCAAUCUUCGACACAGUUAGAUUAA
This is a messenger RNA of Talaromyces proteolyticus, 999 nucleotides long. RefSeq lists its product as uncharacterized. The transcript is spliced from 3 exons. The coding region runs from base 1 to 999 and encodes 332 amino acids. Lineage: Eukaryota; Fungi; Ascomycota; Eurotiomycetes; Eurotiales; Trichocomaceae. The record is from RefSeq and is a predicted model, not a curated record.